This is a messenger RNA of Micromonas pusilla CCMP1545, 782 nucleotides long. RefSeq lists its product as uncharacterized. The coding region runs from base 1 to 669 and encodes 222 amino acids. The record is from RefSeq and is a predicted model, not a curated record. Gene Ontology annotation, biological process: translational elongation; peptide biosynthetic process. Gene Ontology annotation, molecular function: translation elongation factor activity. Lineage: Eukaryota; Viridiplantae; Chlorophyta; Mamiellophyceae; Mamiellales; Mamiellaceae. Gene Ontology annotation, cellular component: cytoplasm. The transcript has 2 exons.
AUGGCCAUGGCUUUCGCCGCUUCCGUCUCCUCCGCGGCCGCGCUCCGCGUCAACGCGCCCGCCCGCAGCAGGUCCGCGCCCGCGCGCCGCGGCGCGCUCACGAUCCGCGCCGGGACCAUCUCUACGAACGACUUCAAGGUUGGCGUCAACGUCGAGGUGGACAACGCGCCGUACAAGGUGGUCGAGUUCAUGCACGUCAAGCCCGGGAAGGGCUCCGCGUUCGUGCGGUCCAAGCUGAAGAACUACCUCACGAAGAGCACGAACGAGAAGACGUUCAGGGCGGGGGAGAAGCUUCAGACCGCGGACGUGGAAAAGCGCACGAUGCAGUACACGUACAAGGACGGUGAGCAGUUCGUGUUCAUGGACAUGGAGACGUACGAGGAGACGCGCAUCGACGACGACGAUUUCUCCAAGUAUCUGCUGGAGGGGCAAAACUGCGAGGUGCUCUCGUGGAACGACAAGGUCAUCGGCGUGGACCUGCCUCUGAACGUCGAGCUCGAGGUGACGAUGACGGAUCCGGGCGUGAAGGGGAACACCGCGUCGGGCGGGGACAAGCCCGCGACGGUGGAGACGGGCGCCACGGUGAUCGUGCCGCUGUUCAUUCAGAUCGGCGAGAAGAUCGUCGUCGACACCACCAGCGGGAAGUACGUCCGAAAGGUGAAGAAGUGAGCGGCGGCGUCGUUGAAGGCGGCGAGUCGGGAGAUUACAUAAGCAUGGGGAGAUUACAUAAGCAUGGAUCGCCCGCGCGCACUUGGCUUGUAAUACGCAUCGCACUAUUAUCA